UUAAAUAUAAAUUAGGGUUCUUGUUAUGUAUAAAAAACCCCCAAAUUUUUUAUCCCGCCAAUUUUUUUUAUCGUCAAUGGCUAAAGAGAUACAAAAUUUAUGGAGAGAAGUAAGAGAAUUGAGUUUAGGAACUAAAAUCGAUCGUCUUGAUUCACCACCGUCUCCGGUGAAGUUUCUCCGUGACUACGUGUCUCAGAGCAAGCCUUGUGUAAUCUCCAACGCUAUUUCUCAUUGGCCAGCUCUAAAACUCUGGUCAGAUCCAGCCUACCUCUCCGGAGCUUUGUCAAAUGACUUUGUUUCAUUACAUCUCACUCCUAACGGCUGCGCAGACGCCGUCACCGGAGAUAGAGAUCUUUGUUUCGCUUCGGCUCAUGUUGAGAAAGUUUUGUUCCCGGAGGCUCUUGAGGCUGUUCAAUCGUCGUGUAAAGGACAAAAGGUUGGGUAUUUACAACAGCAGAAUGAUUGUUUUAGAACGGAGUAUUCGACGGUUGCGUUAGACUGCGACGGUGAGAUUGCGUGGGCUACGGAGGCGUUUGGUUGUUCGCCGGAAGCUGUGAACCUUUGGAUUGGUACUGAUGACUCCGUGACUUCGUUUCAUAAAGAUCACUAUGAGAAUCUAUACGCUGUUGUUUCAGGGGAGAAACAUUUUAUUCUUCUUCCUCCGACUGAUGUACACCGCCUCUAUAUCGAACAAUAUCCGGCGGCUAAUUACUCUUACCACCGAGAUACUGAAGUGUUCAAGCUUGAGAUUGAGGAGCCAGUGAGGCAUGUACCUUGGUCUAGUGUUGAUCCAUACCCUUCGCCAGAGAAAGAAGCAAGUGAGAUAUUGAAGUAUCCGUUGUUCUUCAAUGGCCCAAAGCCGUUUCAUUGUACCGUCAAGGCUGGCGAGAUUCUUUACUUGCCAAGCAUGUGGUUUCACCAUGUUAGUCAAACCCCAGGAGAUGGUGGCUAUACCAUUGCGGUGAACUAUUGGUAUGACAUGCAGUUCGACAUCAAGUAUGCUUACUUCAACUUCUUGCAAUCUUUAUCAUACCAGUCAUCUUCACUCAAUCCAGUUCUGUCUUGGAGAGAAGACAAAGAUUCAGAAUCCAGUGAUGCAGAGAUUGUUCCCUGAAUUAAUGGUGUAUCUCUGAAGCCAUUGUCUAUAGAAAACCUCUUGUGGAUGUGUUUGGUUCAAUAUGUUCUUUAGUUAAAAAUGUGCAGUGGAAAUCAGAUAAAAACUCUGGAACUGGCUCCAUGGUCAACUUCUUCUCAGGAGUCCCAAACAGAACUUUGAAACCGCGAAGCUUCAAGCAGAUCCCAUUCCCCAAAACCCAGAAUCCACCAUUAUCCAACGUCAUAUCCAGAAAAUCAAAGUACAUGUUGCUUGACUCCGACAUUCUUGGGUUAAUGGAUUGUCUUUCUUCACCUGGAACCGAAGAUCUAUACACUUCUCUGGCCCAGGAAUCAACUGACACAUGUGAUUGCUACUGGGGCUUAUGAGCUGCAAGUCCACAUUAUGAAAUCUGGUGUAAGACCGACCUUGCUGUUUCUCAACCGUCUUUUUGAUUUGUGUAUCACCUGGACAUCGCCCGCAACAUAUUGGAUAAAUGCUGUACAGAGAGUUUCAUUCCUCGGCAAUUGUUAUUAUCAGCUGUAUUGAUAUGGAUGGUUACCAAAACGCCACUUCUUUCUUUGUGACUAUGUUGAACACCAUAAUGUGAUGUGUUCUAAAAGCAUGCGCCAUGAGUGCAGAUUUAAUAUCAGGGAAGCAAGUUCACUCCCUAUGCCACAAAUUGGGGUUUAUUAGAAAAUAUUUUGUCGGUUAUGGGGCUAGAUUUUGGCAGCUGAGUGUUUGUGAAUGCCAUAAAGCUCAGGUUUGAAUCAAAUGGUUUGAUUCAAAGUGGGUUGGUUGAUAUGUACGGGAAGGUGUUCAGAGCUAUGGAGGGUCACAUAAGUUU
Molecule: messenger RNA, 1940 nt
Organism: Arabidopsis lyrata subsp. lyrata
Lineage: Eukaryota; Viridiplantae; Streptophyta; Magnoliopsida; Brassicales; Brassicaceae
Product: jmjC domain-containing protein 7
Exons: 5
Coding region: 26-1114 (362 amino acids)
Molecular function (GO): 2-oxoglutarate-dependent dioxygenase activity
Source: RefSeq, a predicted model, not a curated record